AUGAAGAUUAUUCUAGAUGAAAAAGCGGUGUAUAGCUUUCAAGGAUCUCGAUUGGCGGUAGCGGCACCUGCACUCGACUAUGAUCAGGGAAACAACACUUACACGGUGGACAAGGAGCAGCCUGAAGCUCCGAGUGGGCCAUGGCGCGCCGCCUCGACCUUUACCAUGGCUGCAGUCAGUUUGCUGUGCAAGGGGUUCUUGAGCGGCUUCAAUACGGUGGAGACGCAUGGGAUGGAUGAGUUCCUGCGACUGCUGGAUGAAAGGCAAGACGUAGCGGGGAGGUCGAGAGGACUGCUUACUGUUUCCAAUCACAUCUCUGUGAUGGACGAUCCCAUACUUUGGGGCAUACUUCCGCUCAGCUACAUGUUCAACCCAGACAACCAUCGAUGGGGCUUGGGCAGUUACGACCUGUGCUUUACGAAUAAAGCACUCUCCACUUUCUUUACUCUCGGACAGGUCCUUCCCACCCAUCGAUCGGCACACUCGCAAUUCGGCGGUCUCUUCCAACCCACCAUAACAGAGGCGAUCCGCCUGUUAUCUCGCGGCCCCUUCAUUCGUCCACACAGCGCCUCCGAGGACCCGUCGAGGUCACUUAAAAGCCCCGACCUCGCAGACCCCUUCAGCAACGGACACCUCACGUUCAGUACAAACGGCCAGGAUUCUUUUCCCUCGCCCUCUGCCUACUUGAGCCGGCGACAUGCGUGGGUACACAUUUUCCCAGAAGGCAUGAUACAUCAGUCGGAACACAGAAUUAUGCGCUACUUCAAAUGGGGCGUCUCGAGGUUGAUACUCGAGAGCGACCCACUGCCCGACAUUGUGCCUAUAUUUAUCGAGGGUUUUGACGAGAUCAUGCAUGAAACGCGAACCUUUCCCCGGUUCAUUCCCCGGCCAUUCAAGAACGUCAGAGUGACAUUUGGCGAGAAACUGAAUGCAGAGGAGGUGUUUGGAGACCUUCGUCGGCGGUGGCAGCAGAUGCGGGCCAAAGAAGAGGAGAAGGGUGCGGUUCUGCCAGUGGGCGUGCUCAACGACUCGCUAAAAUACUCGGAGGAGGCCGUCAGUUUACGCAAGGAAUGUACGCGGAGGAUGCGGCAGGCGGUACUGGACGUGAGGCGACAGCGCGGAUAUCCUGAAGACGACCCCAAGAACAGCCUGGCCGAGACAUGGCUGCGGGAAGGAAAGACGAGAGAAGGGCGCAAAGAGGAUGGCAGUAUCACGAAAGAGACAUGA
Messenger RNA from Plenodomus lingam JN3, 1227 nucleotides. RefSeq lists its product as uncharacterized. Gene Ontology annotation, cellular component: mitochondrial membrane. Gene Ontology annotation, biological process: cardiolipin acyl-chain remodeling; inner mitochondrial membrane organization. Lineage: Eukaryota; Fungi; Ascomycota; Dothideomycetes; Pleosporales; Leptosphaeriaceae. Gene Ontology annotation, molecular function: 1-acylglycerophosphocholine O-acyltransferase activity. The record is from RefSeq and is a predicted model, not a curated record.